AUGGCCGAUCGCGGUUGUAAUUUAGAGUGUGUAAAAGAGGGAGAUAAUGCGAUAGAAUUUGUUGGUCCCGUUAAAAUAGUCUUAGUUGAUCAACCUAAAAGUGCCUAUUUACGCAAAACAUGUUACGCUGCGCUGAUAGUACUGGCCCAAAUGAUGAUGGCCACUACAACGAUAUUAGUGAUGUUUUAUUCAUUAAGUUACAAAAGAAGUGCCUGCUUUAAAGCUUUGCAUGUAUUUUUAUGUACUGUUGGGCUUCAAAUUAUCAUGUUAUCAGGAAUUUUAAGCCUCAAUAAUUUAAGUGGUUCGUCAGCGCCGAUGAAAAUAUCUGACUGCAGAUUCGAACAUCUUUUCUUGGAAUGGUUUGGAUUAGCAAGUGCUGUUGCUGGAGUAGUAACGAUAUUUUUCUCUGAAUAUUCUUCUUUAUUUACUACACAUUCUUGUUCAGGUAUAGCUGCGACAGGUAUGGCAAUUCUUUGCGCAAUAUCUGGGUUGUUUGUUUACGAUUUCAGAAGCGCAGCAAAUUUUCCCGAAGAGUAUAGUCCUUUUCGUCGAUUCUUAAAUUACUCUCAUCAACUUUUGGGCUCGUUGGCAAUCUUUUUAUCCUCUGUAUGUUUUAUUUUAGGUGUAACUAAAACUUCUUUUAUAAAAUGGCUUCCAUUAUACGAUAUGCAUUAUUACGCUGUCAUGUUUUGUAUUUUUUAUACGGUUGUUAUUUUAUACAAACCAUUAAAGCAACUUUUAUAUAUUUUUUAUUAUUUUGCGUGA
Melitaea cinxia (Glanville fritillary) is the source of this 765-nucleotide messenger RNA. RefSeq lists its product as uncharacterized. Lineage: Eukaryota; Metazoa; Arthropoda; Insecta; Lepidoptera; Nymphalidae. Gene Ontology annotation, molecular function: transmembrane monodehydroascorbate reductase activity. The record is from RefSeq and is a predicted model, not a curated record. Bases 1 to 765 code for a protein of 254 amino acids. The transcript is spliced from 3 exons.